Messenger RNA from Musa acuminata AAA Group (dessert banana), 2181 nucleotides. Its product is annotated as probable indole-3-pyruvate monooxygenase YUCCA5. The transcript has 2 exons. Gene Ontology annotation, molecular function: N,N-dimethylaniline monooxygenase activity; flavin adenine dinucleotide binding; NADP binding. The record is from RefSeq and is a predicted model, not a curated record. The coding region runs from base 674 to 2014 and encodes 446 amino acids. NCBI's taxonomy places the organism in Eukaryota, Viridiplantae, Streptophyta, Magnoliopsida, Zingiberales, Musaceae.
GUAGGGAAAAAUAAAUGAAACUAUGAUAGGAAGCAGGUCAAGCUCAUUACCCAGUCAUAGUCACUGUUGAAAGAUACUGGCAGAAUGAUAGAUUGACUCUGCUAUCAUGCUGACGAUACAUAAAGCGAUUGAUCAAACAGCCACUGCUUCCUAAUGAUUGCAUCUAAGUGAAUAUUAUUUCUAAUGUUAAAGGAUCUGAACAACUUUCAACACUUUCAGCAAACAGGUGAUUUCCCUGUUAGAUUGCUGGCCUGGGGAUUUUAGUGUAUGUCCUCUCUAGAAAGUAGUCCAAAGUAUACAAACUUCACCGAAGAGAUCACAAUGCCCGCAAGUGUUUGUGUAUUCCCUUCCCAUAUUUACUAGGCAAAUCUUGUGAUCUUCUAAGGUUUUUCUUACUCUGAUAACCAUGAAAGACUUGCUCGGUCUUUGAGAAUGAAAGGAAGGCCAGCUUCAUCAUUUGAGAACGACCUGAGAGGCACCACCUUCCACUCCCAGAACCCUAUUUAAGCGCUUCCCCGAUCUCUCAACCUUCCUCACCUCACCACUACAAGUCCCACUUGCUUGCCUCUCCCACUCCCUCGAGUAGUCCAUCCACAAGUUCCACAUUCUCUACCUCUCUUCUGAUUCCUGCAGCUGCACGCGCCCCCAACACGUCUAUCUGAAACCAUCAGUCAUGGCCGGUGUCGCUGAUCGUGCCGAGUCGCUGUCCCGACUAUGCGUGUGGGUGAACGGCCCGAUCAUCGUCGGGGCUGGGCCGUCCGGUCUAGCUGUCGGGGCCUGCCUCAGGGAGCAAGGCGUCCCCUUCGUGAUCCUCGAGCGAGCCGACUGCAUUGCCUCCCUCUGGCAGAAGCGUACCUACGACCGCCUGAGGCUCCACUUGCCCAAGCAGUUCUGCCAGCUCCCGAAGCUCCCCUUCCCGGAGGAGUUCCCGGAAUUCCCCACCAGGAAGCAGUUCAUAAGCUACCUGGAGUCGUACGCGAAGCAGUUCGAGAUCAGCCCGCGGUUCAACCAGUCGGUGCAGUCCGCGAAGUACGACGAGACGAGCGGGCUGUGGAGGGUGACGGCCGUCGUCGCCGGCGAUGAUUCCAGGAACCGGAGUGCCGAGGUGGAGUACAUCGGACGGUGGCUGGUGGCGGCCACCGGCGAGAAUGCGGAGAAAGUAGUCCCCGAGCUGGAAGGGCUGGAGGAGUUUGGCGGCGACGUGAAGCACGUCUGCGACUACAAGUCCGGGGAGGCCUACCGGGGAAAGCGGGUGCUGGUGGUCGGCUGUGGAAACUCCGGUAUGGAGGUCUCGCUCGACCUGUGCGACCACGACGCCUCCCCGUCUAUGGUGGUUCGAGACUCGGUGAGUGAUCCACCAUCAACGCCUGUAGGAUGCAUGCAGCAAGCUCUCUGGUGGUGUCCUAAUGGAGUUGGUCCUCCAUCAUCGCUGCAGGUUCACGUGCUGCCGAGGGAAGUUCUCGGGAAAUCGACGUUCGAGCUGGCUGUUCUGCUGAUGAAGUGGCUGCCCCUGUGGCUGGCGGACAGGAUUCUGGUGGUGUUGGCAUGGCUGGUGUUCGGAAACGUCGAAAAGCUUGGCCUGAAGAGGCCUUCCACCGGACCUCUGGAGCUGAAGAACACACAGGGACGGACUCCCGUUCUGGACAUCGGCGCGCUCGGCAAGAUAAGGUCCGGCGAGAUCAAGGUGGUCCCAGGAAUCAAGAGGUUCAUCCAGGGAAAGGUCGAGCUGGUCGACGGCCAGCUCCUCGACGUCGACUCGGUCAUCUUGGCCACAGGCUACCGCAGCAACGUCCCUCGAUGGCUUCGGGGAAGUGACUUCUUCUUCUCCAAGGAUGGACUGCCAAAGUCACCAUUCCCGAACGGAUGGAAGGGGAGUUAUGGGCUCUACGCAGCUGGUUUCACAAGGAGAGGCCUCUCCGGUGCCGCCGCAGAUGCAGUGAGGAUAGCGGAUGACAUCGGCAGGUUGUGGAAGGAGGAAUCGGAGCCGGCAAAGAAGCUCAUUUGCCUGCCGUAGGAGAUGCAUCUCACACGACUGUUUCAUGCUCUGCUGUUUUCCUCUCCCGAGACAGGCUGUAGAUAGUAGCACGAAGCAUACGCCCAAGUUUUGAUGCAUGGAUGGGCCUGAUGAUGUACAAAGAACAGUCGAUGAUAAUGAUGAUGAUGAUGAGGCUUUUUCUUCUA